Molecule: messenger RNA, 603 nt
Organism: Phycodurus eques (leafy seadragon)
Lineage: Eukaryota; Metazoa; Chordata; Actinopteri; Syngnathiformes; Syngnathidae
Product: apolipoprotein Eb-like
Exons: 4
Coding region: 1-603 (200 amino acids)
Source: RefSeq, a predicted model, not a curated record
AUGAAGGCUGUAGCUGUCAUCCUUUCCAUGGCAAUCCUCACCGGCUGCACCGCCCGUGUGGUGCAGCAGGCCGAUACCUCUCAGAGCAAAUGGGAGGAGCCCGUGAACCAUUUCUGGCUGUACUUCAUAAAGCUGGGAGACAGACGGGGAUGUGCAGACCCCGGAUUUUGCAACUUGAUCACUACCAGUAUAUACGAGCUGAGGACUUACAUCCACAGCACCUCCAAGAGUCAGCUGAGCUCUGACUGCAAUGUGCAGCGCCUGGUCACCAAACUGAAUGGGGACAUGCUCGACGUCAAGGAGCAAGGCAUCCUUUUCAAGAGCCAGCAGAUCAAGAGCAUGGGGCAACAGAACGUCCACGAGGUGCAACGCGACAUCCGAGCCUUCGCCAACGGCCUGAGAGACCUCCUCGGACAUCGCUUCAUGAACGAACACCAGAUCUCGCAGAACCAGGACACAGUGGAGCCCUUUGUUCAGCAGAGUGGCGACACCACCUCCCAGAGGCAGGCUGAGGGUCUGAGUCAGCACCAGCAGACCCAGACAUGGGAUCUGUCCCAUCAGCAUGAAACCCAGGGCAGGGUGUUGGUCUCCACCAUUGAAUGA